Messenger RNA from Vicugna pacos (alpaca), 2831 nucleotides. It is a transcript of the gene CPA4, whose product is annotated as carboxypeptidase A4. NCBI's taxonomy places the organism in Eukaryota, Metazoa, Chordata, Mammalia, Artiodactyla, Camelidae. Gene Ontology annotation, biological process: proteolysis. The record is from RefSeq and is a predicted model, not a curated record. Gene Ontology annotation, molecular function: zinc ion binding; metallocarboxypeptidase activity.
CUCUACGAAGUAACUUCAUCUUUGAUUUACAGUCUGGCCUCUCUAGCUGUAUAAAUUCUAUCCAGCACUAUGGGACUUUACUAUUUACUCAAAAAAAGAAAACUGUUAAAAUACCAAGUGCAGAGCAAUAUGGCACCCUUAGCACAGACUUUUCCAGCUUGAGGAGCAAAUGUCUGACCAUGUAAAUCAAGAGGCAUGGCCUUUAUCACCCAAAAGGAAUGGAAGAGGCACUGGUAGGGGCCCACCUGAUGUACUGUCAGAGUUGCAAGGGUGCUUGGGAAUCACAUUAACAUUUUUGAGGACAUGAGUCUGCCUCGGGCUUCUUAUAAAUACAGCUUGACUCAGCCACUGUGUGACUGAAACCCUUGGGACAUGAAGUGGAUACUGUUCUUUGGGGCCCUUAUUGGGUCUGGCAUCAGUGGCCGAGAAAAGUGUUUUGGGGACCAAGUUUUCAGGAUUAACGUCAGAAAUGGAGAUGAGAUCAGCAAAAUAAGUCAGCUAGUGAAUUCAAACAACUUUAAGCUCAGCUUCUGGAAAUCUCCCUCUGCUUUUGGUCAUCCUGUGGAUGUCCUCGUCCCUUCUGUCAGUCUUCAGCCAGUCAGAGCCUUCCUGAAGUCCCAGCUCUUAGAGUACUCAGUGACUAUUGAAGACCUGCAGGCCCUUUUAGAUAAUGAAGAGAAAGAAAGGCAACACAAUGAAGGUCAAGAACGGAACAGUAAUAACUUCAACUAUGGGGCCUACCAUUCUCUGGAAGCUAUUUACCAUGAGAUGGACAGCAUUGCCCAAGAUUUUUCUGGCUUGGUGAGCAGGGUGAAGAUUGGGCAUUCAUUUGAAAACCGGUCGAUGUAUGUACUGAAGUUCAGUACUGGGAGAGGCAGUCAGCGGCCGGCCAUUUGGCUGAACGCGGGCAUCCAUUCCCGGGAGUGGAUCUCACAGGCCACAGCAAUCUGGACUGCGAGAAAGAUUGUAACUGAUUAUGGGAAGGAUCCAGCCAUCACGUCCAUCUUGGAGAAAAUGGAUAUUUUCUUGUUGCCUGUGGCCAAUCCUGAUGGAUAUGUUUACACACAAACUCAAGACCGAUUAUGGAGGAAGUCACGGUCUCUAAAUCCUGGAAGCUCCUGCAUUGGUACUGAUCUAAAUAGAAAUUGGAAUGUUAGUUUUGCAGGAAAGGGAGCCAGUGACGACCCUUGCUCUGAAGCAUACCAUGGAACCCAUGCCAAUUCGGAAGUAGAGGUGAAAUCAGUGGUAGAUUUCAUCCAAAAACACAGGAAUUUCAAAUGUUUCAUUGACCUUCACAGCUACUCACAGCUGCUGAUGUACCCAUAUGGGUACACGUUCAACAAGGCCCCGGAUACUAAAGAGCUGGAUGAGGUGGCAAGGCGUGCGGCCAAAGCUCUGGCUUCGCUGUCGGGCACUGAGUAUCGCGUGGGUCCUAUCAGCACCACUAUCUAUCCAGCUAGCGGGAGCAGCACUGACUGGGCAUAUGAUAAUGGCAUCAAGUAUGCAUUUGCUUUUGAGUUGAGAGAUACUAGGCACUAUGGCUUCCUUCUGCCAGCCAACCAGAUCAUCCCCACUGCAGAGGAGACCUGGCUGGGGAUGAAGACCAUCAUGGAGCAUGUGCGGGACCACCUCUACUAGAUGAGGAGCCCCGCUCUUUCUACAUCUACUUAUCCCCAUUACACACACAUAUUAAGCCCACUAUAAAGGACUCUUGUUCUUUCACAUGUGAGUCAGAGCCUUCUGGCUUUGUAGAGAACAAAGGCCAGCCCCUUUCUAGCCCCCUCCUUGAAGUUUAUGCAUUCUUGUGGUGCUCUGGGAGAAGUGCUUCUGUCACCCUGCUAUCUUUUGGUCCUGCUGUUUUGCUGAACACUUUGUAUGCCUCUCCUUCCACACAGCCAGUUGGGCAAGCCACAUGUAGGAUCACUCCUUACUGGGUGGCAUGUCUCUACCUCAUUUUUAGAACAAAAGGACAUCUGAAAUAUUUCUCUAGCUUCAUCCAAUCUAGCCACGCCUGUGACUUUGCUCUGGUGGGGGUCCCAUGGGAAGUGCUGUGGAAGAUAAAGCUUGUUUUUUAGAUUGGUCUCAAAGAUGACACCGAACUUCCUUUAAUUUAUCUCACUCUUUCUUGAAAAUAUUUUUCUUUGGAAAAUAAAUCCCAUAGGGUCAUCAGUAUAGGUCAUCCCCCUCCCCCAUUUUUUUCUUUGUUUUUGGUCAGAAUACAAAGUAGAGGAUCACUUCUUAUCACUGGGCCAAAAAUUCCCAGAUACUACAUCUCUGAUCAUAUUCUUCCCUUUAUUAUUCAGUGUAAUUGGGAUCCCAGAAGGAGAUCUGUGUCACUGUGGGUACUGCCCACUCAGAAACCCUAGAUGAAGUGCUGAUCUGAUAGCAGGAUUGCUAAAUUAUCCCCAUCUGUCCUAAUGGGCUCACCUCCACUUUGUCUUUUGAACUUGCUUCAGAUAUCUUCCUCUCACCCUGCUGGUCCUAAAUCACUCCUCUGGCCUGGAUAAUCUCACUGCCCUGGCACAUUCCUGUUUGUUCUCUUGUGUCCCUUGUGUUUCCUUCUGGUUUUUGUUUUUUGUGUUUUCUGUUUUUGGUCCUUAAAGUUGCUGUUUUCUAUUUUGCAUCCUGGACCAUGAAUACCAAAGUGGAUCAAGGAUUUAUCAGUUAGAUGCCUCUUUAGGCGCCACUUUCUCCAUUCCUCCUCAGUGUGUACCAUCUGCACCACCCCCCUUUUUUCCAGUUUGCUUUUUUCAAGCAUGUCUGUAAAUCUUGUCCUUCUGCCUAGGAUUUGUGCAGCAUCUGGUGUGUGCUCAUAAACCAAUAAAUAUUCA